AUGAGAUUCAUUUGCAAAAUUAGCAGUGAAGCUCAUGAAUUGGUUAUAAAAAACAUAAGGAAAGGAAACAAAGAGUAUUAAAUGGAAGCUCUUUAUUAAUAUCAUACAUUUAUAAACCAUGGUUGUCGUUUUACACCAUACGAAUGUAUCUGUGCAUCUGGCACAAAUGGUUCUGUGUUGCACUACGAAGAAAACUCGAAAACGAUAUAGGAAAGAGAACUGAUAUUAAAUGAUAUGGGAGGCAAGUUCUAUGGCUAUUGUAGUGACAUUACCGUAACUUUUCCUAGCGAUGGGAGAUUCACAUAAAAAUAAGCUAUUAUUUAUAAUGCUGUUCUUGAUGCUCAAAGACAAGUGCAUAAUUCAUUAAAAGUAGGAGUAAAUUGGGGAGACAUGCAAUUAUUGGCAGAAAGAACUAUCACCAAACAUCUGUUUAAUGCAGGAUUAAUAAAGGGAUCAAUGGAGGAUCUUAUUAAAAAUAGUAUAUGUAGAUUAUUCUUCACACAUGGACUUGGUCAUAUGUUGGGGUUAAGAACUCACGAUGUCGGAGGAUACAAUAAGGGUACUCCUCCAAGAUUACCAGAAUUAUCUUAAUUGCAGUUUCGUAGAGAUUUGGAUGUAGGAAUGAUAUUUACUAAUGAACCUGGAAUAUAUUUCAUUGAUUUUAUCUUACAAGAAGCUUAUAAAGACCCUAAUAAGUUGAAGUAUUUGAAUAGAGAAAGAAUUGAAGAAUUUAUGCAUGUAGGAGGUGUGAGACUAGAAGAUGAUAUAUUAUUGACAGCUAACGGCCCAGAAAUACUUAAUGAUGUACCCAGAACUAUUAAGUAAGUUGAGGCAUGUUGGCGAGGUGAAGAUUGGAGACAAAUAAAUGAUUGA
Messenger RNA from Paramecium tetraurelia, 873 nucleotides. RefSeq lists its product as uncharacterized. The record is from RefSeq and is a predicted model, not a curated record. Gene Ontology annotation, molecular function: peptidase activity. NCBI's taxonomy places the organism in Eukaryota, Ciliophora, Oligohymenophorea, Peniculida, Parameciidae. The transcript is spliced from 2 exons.